Phaeoacremonium minimum UCRPA7 is the source of this 948-nucleotide messenger RNA. RefSeq names its product putative pyridoxal reductase protein. Gene Ontology annotation, cellular component: cytoplasm. NCBI's taxonomy places the organism in Eukaryota, Fungi, Ascomycota, Sordariomycetes, Togniniales, Togniniaceae. The coding region runs from base 1 to 948 and encodes 315 amino acids. The record is from RefSeq and is a predicted model, not a curated record. The transcript has 3 exons.
AUGCCCGAAAUUCUUGGAAAGCAAGUCGGCUCAACUGGCUAUGGCCUCAUGGGCCUCGUCUCUCAUGAUCCGCCCAUCCCGCCCGAGCAGGCCGUGAAUGCCUUGAGAACGGCGCUCGAAGCUGGUUGCAACUUCUGGAAUGCGGGAGAGCACUACGGGACUCCUGAAUGGAAUUCGAUCAAGCUCUUGGCCAAAUACUUCAAACAGUACCCUGAAGAUGCCGACAAAGUACUUCUAAGUGUCAAAGGCGCUUUCGACUUCCACACGAUGACCCCAGACGGUUCACCUGAAGGCAUCAAGCGCAGCCUCGAUAAUAUCCUCAGAGAUCUUGAUGGGACGAAGAAGAUCGAUAUUUUUGAAUGUGCACGAGUUGAUCCCAAGACACCACUUGAAAUCACUUUCAAAUUUCUCGAAGAUGAAUACAUAAAGAAGGGUGUCAUUGGCGGAAUUUCCAUCAGCGAAGUCAGCGCUGCAACGGUUCGACGUGCGGCCAAGAUUACCAAGAUCUCAUGCGUGGAAGUUGAACUCAGUUUGUGGUCAACACAUGUUCUUGAGAAUGGUGUUGCUGCCGCAUGUGCCGAGUGUAACAUUCCCUUGGUUGCGUCCGCAGAUGAUCUUGCGCCGAACGACGCUCGACGUUAUUAUCCCCGCUUCCAAGCAGAGAACUUCCCAAUCAAUCUGGAGUUGGUAAAGCAACUUGAAACUUUAGCCAAGAAGAAAGGUUGCACAUCUUCCCAGCUUGCCAUAAACUGGGUCAAGGGCUUGUCUAAGAAACCUGGCAUGCCUACCAUUAUUCCCAUUCCAGGCGCGACGACCGAGGCUCGAGUUCGAGAAAAUGCCCAAGACUGGGAGCUCACAAACGAAGAGCUAUCCGAGAUUGAUGAUAUCCUGGCAAAGUUCAAGGUGUCUGGCAACCGAUACCCGGAUGGCAUCCCUAUAGAUGGCUAA